This is a messenger RNA of Colletotrichum navitas, 1093 nucleotides long. RefSeq lists its product as uncharacterized. Bases 226 to 639 code for a protein of 137 amino acids. Lineage: Eukaryota; Fungi; Ascomycota; Sordariomycetes; Glomerellales; Glomerellaceae. The transcript has a single exon. The record is from RefSeq and is a predicted model, not a curated record.
AGUUGGUUUGAUACUGGCUUUGGGAACACCUUUUACAUUAUCUAGUUGGUAACCAGUAGUACGUAUUGCGCCAGGCCCAGCGUGUAAACCCGCAAGACGGCCCCUGCCGCGUCCCGUGUCCCGUGUCCCAUACCGGCCGGGAUCUGCGAGGCGCCGCUGUUAGUGAUGACACGAUUGCGAUUAUCCCCGAUCGGAAGUACACCAUGCCCGCCUUGAGGAUUGAGGAUGGCCGUCUCCACCAAGGCUUUUAAUGUACUGGAAGCGAUCUUACCUAUUGCAGCAGCUGUGGGAGUAGUAGUGGUGGUCAUGGGAAAACGGGCCGUCUUUCUUGUCCCCCCCGAGCGACCGGUUUUCCUUCACCGUCCCCAGACCCCUGCACGACUUGUAAGUUUAACGCUGACAAGGUGGUGCCUAUUCAGGUUAACACAGGCGCCAGGUCAUACCCCACGUACCCCCAGAGACGCCCGCAAUGGCGAUGGAAAGCCGCGGAUGUUGGCGCCACCGCGGGGGAGCGGGUGUUUGCACCAUCCGAUUGGCUGGCCUGGACGUCAUCUCAAUGUCGCCGAGGUGGCAGAUGCUGCCGUGCAAACGGCGUCUGGGUCAUGGGGUGCGGGGAUCCGUACCACCCAAUGUUCCUGAUGGAAGCGAACUCGGCUGUGAUGGAUGGCCCGUAGAGCCGGGGCAGUGAUGGCUUGGUCCGGGGUAACGAGGAAGACGGAAAGUCGCAGGGAGGAGAAGAGGACGUGGCCCCCAGUUACGCUCCGGUAAGGUAUCUAUCUGGCCUCGUCUCCACCGUCUUGUGUCGUCGAUUCGUCUGGGGCGAUUCCUUUUCCCUCUGCGUCACGCAUGUUGUCGUCGUGCUUGUCCUCUACUCCCACUGUCGUCUCUGUCGAGGUUGUAAUGCACGACCCGUGAGAGACAUGACAGGGCGUCGCUGCGAAGACGGGCAUGUCUAGCCAGCAUAAACACUUGAACCCGUAUCAUUCCGUGGCGUGUUUCCUUCUGCUUCGUACAACGACCUAUCAGGGGGGAAUAAGCAUCCGAUCCGGAUAUCCCGCCGAUGCCGAUAUUAGAUGAUAGGGGCUCGGCCGAC